AUGAAAGAAAGAUUACCAGGUGAGAGUUUUUGUUUACUUUUCACACUUGCAGACAAAAAAUCACUUAAUCUAUCCACUUUUAAUGAUUUAAUGAAUCAAGGCCAAUAUAUUAUAGUCAUUGCCAUGCAAACCGGAGGAACUUACAAUGUUUUUUACGUUAUUCAUUCAGCGAGUCAACAAAGUUGCGAGCCAGGCGAGAAAAAAACUUGUCAAGAAACAAAAAGUCUUGAAGGGAAUGAAACGACCACCUAUUCAGAACUUCUGACUCCAGAUCACGAUUGUCCCUUAUCUUCCAUGCUAAAUUUACCGUUAUCUAAAGGAGGGGCAAACACACCUGCCCUACCCAGUUCCACUACAACGGUACCUCCCCCCGGAGAACAGUUUAUUCCUGAACAUUAUCCUUAUCCACAGGUAAGAUUCCAGGGGAGUCGGUCGGGAAGACUAUAAAGGUCGAAAACAGUUCGAUUGGACAUUGGAGAAUCUCAAAAUUUUUAUAAAUAUUCUUGUCCAUUCAUGCUUCAUCAUUUCAACAUGUGUGCUAUAGGCAGCGGUUACUAAGCUCUAUCGCGCGGCAGUUGGUGAUCAGACGGCAGUUAUCGAAGUGCAAAAAUAAUCUUUUCAUUAUGUGCAGUCGGCUUGUAUUUGGUGGCAAAUAAAAUAAUUUUCGUUUAGAAUAUUCUUCUUGUUAAUUUGUAUGAGCGUUAACAUUUCAUUCAUUUGCUGCCUAAUUUGCUGUAGCGCUUAGAGGAAACAUUCGAUUGUAUUAUAUUAACAUUCAUGUGUUAACAAUGCUCUGGUGCAGUUAAUGAAUCAGGUAUAGACCAGCGUAGACCAUCUUUCUAAAGCGUCGAUCAGAUAGCUUCUAACUCAUGCACGAGUUCGACAAAACGCGAGAAAUCAUUACUAUAUGACCAAUAAACUUUAACAACAUGUAAGCCAGCCUGAACUUUGGAGUAAAACGCAUCGCGCUAACCAUCUUUACCACUGGUUCUUUUCUAACUUUUCUGCAGGAGGAAAUGAAGAAAUCUAAUGAAGCUAUGGUAUUGCCUGAUGCCUUCAAUUUUCAAAACCAGGAACUAGUAAUUCCAAAUACAUGCAACUCACAUGCUGACCCAAAUACACUUUAUUUCCCCUCGAACCGGACUUUCGAAAAGAAAGAAGUGCCAUCAUUUCAUGAAGUACAAGUUAAAUCAGACAUUGCACGGAAAGCAUCAGAGGUAUUAAAGAAUGAGAAACAAUAUGCUACGAGAAUGACAACAGUUUCGUUUCCUGUAAAGUUUGGAGAAAACAGUCGGAAGAGACAACGAACGAAUGACGGUGUUAAAAGUGCGUUGCAGAGAAAAAUGGAACACCUUGAUAAGGAGAAAGAAAGAAGGUAAUGACGCUUUUCGGGAAACUCUGACAUCAGUCGCCGUAAGAAAAACACUUAGUCAGUGAACGAAAAUGCUCAAACUUAGAAAUAUUCACAGUGAGAAAAUUAGCUAUAAGCAUAUUGGUUUAUUUUGGUCAUAUGGUCGAAUUUGCUUUAAAUUCAUUCAUUCUUGGGACUGGAUGAAAACCUUCUUCUACACGUCGGGCAAUGCAAUUAGCUUCAUUAUUAUACUUUAUGUUUUAGGCUACGGCAGACGAAAUGUUACGAUUACCUACGAAGUCUAGUUCCCUGUGGUAAUCUGAAGACAGAUAAAGCCAAUAUUCUUGAAGUGACUGUAGCUUAUCUUACUUAUAUCAAAGAAACAUUAGGCACGAGCAUGGAUGUCAUUGAUAAGGUUUGAAGUUCAUAAUUAUAUUUAUUAUAAUGAUACAUUCAAUAAUUUCGAAACCUAUCUCCUAACCAUGCAGAGUAUGCCCGUUCGCAGGUUAGUUGGUGCCUAUAAAAAGCUUGAAACAAAGCAAUAAGGGUGCGCAGAUCUCUUGUGCCAGGUGCUACAGUAGUUUAGGUUUAAAAAUUAAUACGAUGUGCCAAAUUUUAACAGAAAUACUUUGUUGCUCAUUAUUUAGAAUUUUCUUGACGACUUUGAAAGGAAUAAGGAAUCUUCCGACUAA
Molecule: messenger RNA, 2043 nt
Organism: Paramuricea clavata
Lineage: Eukaryota; Metazoa; Cnidaria; Anthozoa; Malacalcyonacea; Plexauridae
Source: the annotation of a GenBank genome assembly